AUGAUAAUUUUGGUUUUAGGAUGCUUCUUUGUUGCACAUGGAUUACCAGGUGACUCUUGUUAGACUACAGCAAAAGGAAUAUUUGCUAAAAGAUAAACUGAAUUUGAAGAAUAAUUGAAUAGAUUAAGAAAUGAAGUUGCUUAGGGAAGAAGGAAAAAUCACGUUGGCGAAAUGGAUUAUGCAGCAAAUAUGAAUGUUGUUGAGUGGCAAUAAGGGAUUGCAAAUGCUGCAUAAACGUGUUCAGAACGAUGUCCAGAUUCUCUCGAAAGUUGCAAACAAUUAACAACUCGUUAUGGUGCUCUACAUAAAUUCAGAACUGUUCAUUCAAUCAGUCAGGAGUGGGAACCAAGGGAGGUUUAUCAAAAGUGGAUGGAUGAUAACAAGGGUGAGUAAUUGGUUAUUGCAAGAAUGAAAUAUUUCGGGUGCGGACGUUCUUUGAAAAAGAAUAUUGAUAAAUUCAUAGAAUAUGUUGUUUGUUUCUUUGAUGAGGCUCCACGCAAAGGUGUUGUUCCUUAUGUUUCUGCCACUUAAAAGACCAUUGGGUCAGCAUGUGAUAAAGGAAGAUCAAGUACUUAUUCAGGAUUAUGCAAAACAACAAUAUAUCAAUAAAAAAUAUUUGAUGGAAUAAGGUUUAGCAAAUAUACUCUGGUUGAAAGUAAAUGA
Messenger RNA from Paramecium tetraurelia, 663 nucleotides. RefSeq lists its product as uncharacterized. The transcript has 3 exons. NCBI's taxonomy places the organism in Eukaryota, Ciliophora, Oligohymenophorea, Peniculida, Parameciidae. The record is from RefSeq and is a predicted model, not a curated record.